Messenger RNA from Pezoporus flaviventris, 2712 nucleotides. RefSeq names its product adrenoceptor beta 1 (gene ADRB1). Gene Ontology annotation, cellular component: membrane. The transcript has 3 exons. The coding region runs from base 108 to 1511 and encodes 467 amino acids. The record is from RefSeq and is a predicted model, not a curated record. Gene Ontology annotation, molecular function: beta1-adrenergic receptor activity. Gene Ontology annotation, biological process: norepinephrine-epinephrine-mediated vasodilation involved in regulation of systemic arterial blood pressure; positive regulation of heart rate by epinephrine-norepinephrine; adenylate cyclase-activating adrenergic receptor signaling pathway. NCBI's taxonomy places the organism in Eukaryota, Metazoa, Chordata, Aves, Psittaciformes, Psittacidae.
GGGGCCAUGCGGCAGCGCGGGGCGGUGGCAGCGGAGGUACCGGUACCACCGGCACCGGCACCAGUUGCGGGGCCGCCUUCCUGCCCGCGGCGCGGCCCCGCAGAGCCAUGGGCGAUGGGGGGCUGCCGCCCGACUGCGGCCCCCAGAACCGGUCGGUGGUGCCCCCCGGGAGUAGGCAGCUGCCCGCCGCCGAGCUGCUGUCGCAGCAAUGGGCGGUGGGGAUGAGCCUGCUGAUGGCCCUGGUGGUGCUGCUCAUCGUGGCCGGGAAUGUGCUGGUGAUCGCGGCCAUCGGGAGAACGCAGCGGCUGCAGACCCUCACCAACCUCUUCAUCACCUCGCUGGCCUGCGCCGACCUGGUGAUGGGGCUGCUGGUGGUGCCCUUCGGGGCCACGCUGGUGGUGAGGGGCACCUGGCUCUGGGGAUCUUUCCUCUGCGAAUGCUGGACCUCGUUGGAUGUGCUCUGCGUGACAGCCAGCAUCGAGACCUUGUGCGUCAUCGCCAUCGACCGCUACCUGGCCAUCACCUCGCCUUUCCGCUACCAGAGCCUCAUGACCAAGGCUCGGGCCAAGGGCAUCAUCUGCACCGUCUGGGCCAUCUCCGCCCUGGUCUCCUUCUUGCCCAUCAUGAUGCACUGGUGGCGGGAUGAGGACCCCCAGGCACUGGAGUGCUACCAGGACCCGGGCUGCUGCGACUUCGUCACCAACAGGGCUUACGCCAUCGCCUCGUCCAUCAUUUCUUUCUACAUCCCUCUUCUCAUCAUGAUCUUUGUGUAUCUCCGAGUGUACAGAGAGGCCAAGGAGCAGAUUAGGAAGAUCGAUAGGUGCGAGGGCCGGUUCUAUGGCAGCCAGGAGCAGCCACAGCCCCCCCCACCUCCUCACCACCAGCCCAUCCUCGGCAACGGCCGAGCCAGCAAGCGAAAGACCUCCCGCAUCAUGGCCAUGAAGGAGCAAAAAGCCCUCAAGACUUUGGGCAUCAUCAUGGGAGUGUUCACCCUUUGCUGGCUCCCUUUCUUCCUGGUGAACAUCGUCAACGUCUUCAACAGAGACCUGGUGCCAGACUGGCUCUUCGUUUUCUUCAACUGGUUGGGCUACGCCAACUCUGCUUUCAACCCCAUCAUCUACUGCAGGAGCCCCGACUUCCGUAAGGCCUUCAAGAGGCUGCUCUGCUGCCCCAGGAAAGCCGACCGGCGGCAGCACGCCAGCGGUGGGGAGCUGGCCCCGCUGCCCGGGGGCUUCAUCAGCACCGUGGGCUCCCCCGAGCGCAGCCUGGCAGGGACCUGGUCCGACUGCAACGGAGGCACAAGGGGCGGCAGCGAGUCCAGCCUGGAGGAGAGGCAUAGCAAAACAUCCGAUUCGGAGUCCAAGGGAACAGUCAGGCUAAUGGAUUUUCAUUGUCUUCUGCUUCUGUUCAUCAAUCUAGGUCUGGACAGCCUGGUGCUGUGGAAGGAAAACCCAGGAGCCACAGAAGCCUCAGAGGAAUUCUCUUGUUCUAUUUCCAGCCUUUCUUUUUAAGAUACAAAGGGCUUCAGAUCAGAUGCAUUUCUGAAGCUUAUCUGUGUGAAUAUUUGACUGCUUAUCCAAACAGAACAAAAACCUUCAAACCUUCUGAGGUCCAUCCAUCAAGAGCCUUAUCUCCCCAUGUCACCAUUCACCUCCCGGCUGCUGCUGCUCGGAGCCUCCUGCCAGCUGGGGCUUAGCUCUGCCCUCCAGAUUCCCAUAUCCAUCCCCAGUCCAGGCAGCUACACGGCAUUAUCCAUAGUCUCCUCCUUGGCUCCCUGCCCCUUCAGUGAUGGCCUUUGUAUUGCAUGCAGGCCUGGGCUGCUGCAUGGUCUGCAGCCAGCCAGCAUCCCGAUGGGCUGCAUUUGUGCUGCUGUAUUGCAGCCCGUCAUCUCCAUCUCCCACAUAUGCAGCCAUCUGGGCUAUGCACACUGACUCUGCUUGGCCCCAACAAGCAGAACAUUUGUCUGGUUUUAUGGGAUAUUAAUGAAGCCCAGAUAAAGGAAUGCAGUCUCCUCUGUCUGAGGUUCAAAGACUGAAAUAUCCAAGGGCAGUAUUUCUGAUCUGCUCUCUGGUAAAAAGGAGGUUUUGUAAGAGGUCCCCUAAAUCCCAGCUGUUGGGUACGGGAGGAGGGGAUGUCAGCCCUCACUGCCUGACAGCCACUGAUCCCCUCUACUGGAGGAUCCUCAUUGCUCGGUCAGGCUGCUAGAAACUCAGAUAUCAUCCCUAAAAACCCAGGUGGUAGCUGAGCACAGGACCUGAGCCACUGAGAAGCCCUAGGAGCAUGGCAAGCCAGCAUCCUCAGUCCUGUGCAGGUUCCUGUCCAGGUACAACAUCUGUGUAGUUAGUCUUAUGCCCAAUUCAUACAAUGGGCUGUUCAGCCUUGUCAGAAGAGCCUUUGCAGUACUCAGUAUCGGGGCCACAGGACAUUUCUUGAUUUGAAGCUGAGCUGGCACAAGAAGUCGUCUGCAGUCCCGCUGUCCUGUCAGAGCCAUGGCCAAAAACAACAGGGUGAAGACAUGGAAAGAGCCGCCCAUCCACAGUGUAACCAAGUUAAAACAGGGGCCUGGAUGUUUGGGGCUGGAGAACAGCUUUUAGGCAGGUCAGAGGCUGAAAUCCUGUGCACAACGGCGGGGAUCAGUGGUCUCUGCUGCUUGGUACUGCCUGGUCUCAGCCUAGAUCUACACAAACCUUGGCAUCAGGGUGGCUUUUUCCA